AUGAUCGAAAUACUCAUCACAGUUAUACCCUCAAUAUGCUGGCUACUAUAUCGGUUUUACACGAUAUUGAAAACCCCAGUUGAAAAAAUCAUUGAAGAUCUAAAUAUUGAGAUUCCUCAUAUGCCAAAUAUUUGUAUUGAUUCCAUAAAUGAUACUUCAGUUGUGAUUCAUUGGGACAUAGAGAAAACUAAUGACGAAAACUUGUACUAUAUAAUAUUGAUAAAUGGUCAAGAAGUUGCAUCACUUACAUCUUCUUCAUGUAAAUUAAAAAAUUUAUCAUCGAAUCAAGUUUAUACUAUUGAAAUAAUUGCUAAUAAUUCUAUCACAAAUUUCAAAUCAAAAUCCAAACCUGUGAUUGUACAAACCAUUAAUAGAGACAACAUUGAGAAAAUCAUUAAUUUGGAGAAUUUGGAAAAUGAUAUAGUAAGACCAUUAGACAUUGAAGAAUCAGAUUUGCAAAAAAUUGGAGCUUUAGAAGAUGAGAAUUCUAGUACCAUAUCUAUUGAUCAAAUUAAAGAGAUAGACGAUUCCAAGUUGUUAAACUUGUACUUGAUUAAAACUCAGAAUGAAUUAACGAAAGCAAAUUUGGAGUAUAAAAAUUUUCAAACUCAAGCUCAACUUGAACAAAAACAUUUACAAGACGAUUUGAAUUUUUAUAAACAUGAAUUUGAAGAAGAGACGGACACUAAGAACAAGAAAGAUCAUGAUGUCAAAUCUUUGGAGAAAUCAAAAAACAACUUAUCAUUUCAAAAGUCAAAACUAAUAUCACAAUUAAAUAGUAUCAAAAGUUCAUUAGCAUUAUAUCAAAACAAAUUUAAGGAGAGUGACUUAAAAGUCAAAAAAUUGGAAGAGAGAAAUUUGAGCUUGCCGGAGUUGGAAGAGCAGGAAAAAUUGAAGUUGGAAGUUGAAAUAAAUCAAAUCAAGGAGAAUAUGCGAAAGAAUAAAGCGGAAUAUGAUAAGGUUGAUGAGAAUAUAAAAAAUUUGACUUUAGAAAAGAAAGAGUUAACAUCCAUACUUUCCCAGUUCAAAUUAUUAAUAGAGUUAUUAAACCUGUCAGGUAAUAAUAAUAGUACCAUCAAUCAAAUACAUUUAACAGAAAAUUCGCCAUCACCAAGCCCUGGUCCAAAUGGGUCUUCAACAUCAUUACCAGCAUCGAAUGCUCAUACAAACUCAAACAUCAAUACUUCAAUUUUCAACAAAGAUGGGACAUUAACCAAAAAUUCAUUCGAUGCAUUACUUCGAAUAUCACAAUUGAUUCCUUCAUGGCAAGAUGAAAUCAUGCAAGAAAUCAAUAAUUAUCAAGAACUCGAGAAUCAAUGGAAAAAUGCAUUCAGAGCAGAAAUCAAAAAAUUUGUAUCAAUACAUCAGUCAUUAGAAAUAGCAAAAUUAAGUAGGGAUGAUAAUUAUCAACCCGUCAAACUUAGUGAAUAUCAAGCAUCAAUUGAAUUUGGUGGAUAUAGUAAUGCUUUGCCUAAACCGAAAUUCAACAAUAAUCAAAUGAAAAACAAUUAUUCAAUAGAUGACUACAGAACAGGAAGCAAUGGAGGUACAAACUUUCAUAGUUAUUAUGCACAAACGUAUGGAAAGAACGAAGAUACCAUUUCUCAAUCACCUGUUUCCGCUCAACCUGCACUUAAUCAGGCACAAUUAUACCCACAAUACCAAACUGACGAUCAACAAAAUAUACUUCCUCAACCAACUAACCCUUUGCAAAUCUAUGAUUAUUUGCCAGAUCAAUCACAAUUUGAAACCGAGCAUCCUUAUGUCAGUCUAGAGCAAAUAAAUGCAGCUCAAUCAAGAAAUAUAGACAUGAGUUUAAAUUCACCCACUUUACCUAACAAUUUAUUAAACUUAAACAAUCUUGGUUUAGUCAACGAUACUACAUUUCAAAACUUUAAUUUCGAUGAUCAAUAUUUACCUCAACAACCUCAACAAUCUCAACCAUCUCAAGAUUUACAACAGCCACCGAAAGUAACAUCACCAUUACCUCCGCAAAAUGAAAUGUUGUUCAAUAAUUUCAGGUCAACUCCAACUAACGACUUCAAUUCAAGACUAUACCAUACUGGAUAUAAUAAUUCCGGAUCAUCUUUUUCAGAAGUUUGGAAUCCUCAAUUACCAACAGUAUCUUCAUCUACAAAUCCAAAUCCAAACCAAUCAACAUUUAACGAGUUUUUAACCCCUACAAAUACAUCAACUGCUAAUAAUACUAAUCCAAAUAAUAAUGUCGGUACAUCAAAUUUAGCAAAAGGAUUUUUAAUGACUCCAUCUUCUCAAAGUAUUUGGUUAGAUGAAAAAUCAAAUAAUGGUCAUACGAGAUCAAUUUCAAAUAAUUCUCAAAUUUGGAGAAAUGAUUUAUUUUCUAUGAAUUCAUUACACGGUCAAUCCAACAACAACAAUGCCAAUAACACUACGGGAAUUAACAAUAAUAAUUCGACCAUAUCUCCUAAUCCAACAAGAGAUUAUCAUCAUUUUUUUGGUCAAAAUGAUGGUAUUAAUAUUACAAACAAUAAUUUUUUACAAAAUGAUUUCAAAGAUAUACAAUCUAACCUCGAUAAUUCUACUCAAUUGGCGUCAAAUGUAGCUGAACAAAGUGAUGUUUCAAAUAAGAAAGAUAGUAACGAAAUCUGA
Molecule: messenger RNA, 2628 nt
Organism: Lodderomyces pseudojiufengensis
Lineage: Eukaryota; Fungi; Ascomycota; Pichiomycetes; Serinales; Debaryomycetaceae
Exons: 1
Coding region: 1-2628 (875 amino acids)
Molecular function (GO): protein binding
Source: RefSeq, a predicted model, not a curated record